This is a messenger RNA of Harpia harpyja (harpy eagle), 795 nucleotides long. It is a transcript of the gene FOXR1, whose product is annotated as forkhead box R1. The record is from RefSeq and is a predicted model, not a curated record. The coding region runs from base 1 to 795 and encodes 264 amino acids. Lineage: Eukaryota; Metazoa; Chordata; Aves; Accipitriformes; Accipitridae. The transcript is spliced from 5 exons. Gene Ontology annotation, molecular function: sequence-specific double-stranded DNA binding; DNA-binding transcription factor activity. Gene Ontology annotation, cellular component: nucleus. Gene Ontology annotation, biological process: regulation of DNA-templated transcription.
AUGGCAGAGGAGCUCAAACUCACUGUCACUGCUGAAGAGUUUCUGCAAGAACCUGGUGUUCAGCCCCACCUGUGGAUGUGGGUAAACCCCAGCCUGGUCUGCCCUAUCCCCGGGACUCCUGGGGUAGACCCGGCCAGAUCCAACAGCCUGAUGGCCUCAAUUGGUGGUGCCACAGAACCCUCCUCUCCGAACACAUCCUGCGACUACUCCGACUUGGACUGCUCUGAGGAGGAUGUGCUGUCAUCCUCCAGUGAGGCUGGAAAGCUUACUGAGGAUGAAGACACUUUGCGUGUGGACGUCCCAGUUCCUCAGGAGAUGCCGGAAACUCCUGAACUCAAGACGAUGCCGAUGCCUUGGAAAUCCACAGUCCUCAGACCUCAGAGUGUGAAGCUCAAGUCCCCCAGGCAGAUGAGCACCAAAAUCGAGGGAGGCUGGCCCCGUCCCCCCCUUAAUUACUGCAUCCUCAUCACCCUCGCCCUGUGCAACAGCACAAGUGGCAGUCUGACCGUGCAGCAGAUCUACCAGUUCAUGCGGCAGCACUUCCCAUUUUUUCAAACAGCCCCAGAGGGCUGGAAAAACACGAUCCGACACAACCUGUGCUUCAGCAGCUGCUUUGAGAAAACCACCGGCUUCAUGUGCGGCGAGGGAAACCGCAAGUCCUGCCUGUGGAAACUGACUCCAGAAGGACGCAGAAAGUUUCAGGAGGAAGCACAGGCCCUGCCCAAAGAGGCUCUCAACUUGGUGCGCCAAAGCAUGAGCAAACCGGAUCUCAUGAGAACUCUGUUUGGCCUAUGA